Saprolegnia diclina VS20 is the source of this 1383-nucleotide messenger RNA. RefSeq lists its product as hypothetical. The transcript is spliced from 6 exons. Gene Ontology annotation, biological process: protein O-linked glycosylation. The record is from RefSeq and is a predicted model, not a curated record. Gene Ontology annotation, cellular component: Golgi apparatus. NCBI's taxonomy places the organism in Eukaryota, Oomycota, Saprolegniomycetes, Saprolegniales, Saprolegniaceae. Gene Ontology annotation, molecular function: alpha-1,3-mannosyltransferase activity. The coding region runs from base 13 to 1344 and encodes 443 amino acids.
UGAUCUUUGCCGAUGGCCUCGACGACGCGCGGCCGGUGCAUUCUGCGCCUCCUUGCGCUGCAGUGCGUGACGUUCUGCCUCGUAUUGAUCACGUACGACUGGGGCAAAGACGGCGGUACGCAGCCAAUGGCCUUUAUGCGCGAGUCCUUUGGCAACCUCCAGUGGCACCGCGUCGACGUGCCAAGUGAUACGCUUCUGCGCAAGGAUGCGAGUGCAAACCCGCACAACCGCGGCGUGGUCAUUUGCGUCCACGAAGGCAACUUUGCUGCCGCGCUCUCGCUCGUCACGGAGCUCGCGUGCCUCGGGACCGAGCUGCCGGUCGAGCUGCACCACUGCACAGAGCGCGAGCUGCCGUCCGACUUGGCGGCAGUGCUCAAGCACGCUGCGUUCACGCACGUCCGCGUUGUCAACUCGUGCGCAUUGGCCGCGGACCACGGCAUCCCGAGACCGCCGCUGUUUGCUACGCCCCGCGACGCAUGGAUGAAGCCGCUGGCUCUCUAUACGUCGACGUUCGACCACGUCAUGAUCCUCGAUGCGCACACGCUGCUUCUGCGCAACCCGAGCGUCAUCUGGACCGACGCCGGCUACGAAGCCAGUGGGUCGUACUUUUUCCGCCAGCGCAACCUUUUGACGGAUGCGAACGCGGGGGGCCGGUACACGCAUCUGCUGCGCAAAUACACGGACCUGUACCACUUGGACACGUCGGUUGAAGCCGUGAACCUCGAGCUCUCGGACGCUUUUACGCAGCAUCUCAGCUCGUCGUUUGAGGCGCUGCAGACCGUCGACCCGAGUCUCCUUGUCGUGCACAAGACCCGCUACGGCGACCGCUUGCCCAAGCUACUCAAGAACCUCAUUGGCCAAGCGCACCGCGACCCGUCGUUCGCGUGGCUCACGCCCCACGACGCGAUCUUCGCGGUCUUUGAGCUCAUGCACAAGCCGUUCCACGUGGCAACGUACGGAGCGAACACGCUCAAUGCGCCGCGCGACGUCGAGCUGCACCCGACGGUCUUCUGCGGCCCCGUCGCCCAGCGCUGGAUUGCGCCUUCUGUACAAGUCUCCAAGAGCCUCUUCUACGUGCACGCGGCGACGCUUCUCGACACAAGACCCAUCCCGACCAACGAAAAGCUCUAUAGCUACCAAGGGUACAUUGACGUACCGAGCAACGUGACGUCACUUCGCCUGCCCUCCUUGUUUAAAGAGGUCAGCGAAUACCCAACGUGCUUUGCUGACGUCCAGCGCCACGAAGCGCUUCCCGCCGACUUUUUCAGAGCGCUCGCCCGUCGCCGCGCGCAUUAUCACGCGCUUGCUCUGGGCACCUUCCACGGCUUGACAGCGUGCUCGUAAUCUCCAAUCAAUUUCAUCCAACUUGAUACUUUGAUACAA